UGUCCGCUGUGUACGUGUGGCUGCUCUGCCACUGCAGUCGCCUCCUCAUUGGGACAGAUUGCGGAUCACACGGGGCGACCUUAGGUGCUUACUGGGGGUUAAAAAAUGGUGAAAGUAACGACAGUGAAGACCAAGCCGUACACGGACCAGAAGCCCGGGACGAGCGGUCUGAGGAAGAGGGUGACGGUGUUUCAACAGAACCAGCACUAUGCGGAAAACUUCAUCCAGAGCAUCAUCUCUGUCAUCGAGCCUGCCGAGCGCCAGGCUGCCACUGUGGUGGUGGGAGGAGAUGGGAGGUUUUUCAUGAAAGACGCGAUUCAGUUGAUCGUUCAGAUUGCUGCUGGCAACGGGAUUGGCCAUCUGGUGAUUGGUCAGAAUGGCAUCAUGUCCACUCCAGCAGUCUCCUGUGUGAUCCGCAAGAUAAAAGCCGUGGGUGGCAUUAUCCUCACAGCCAGCCACAACCCCGGAGGCCCCACUGGAGACUUUGGCAUUAAGUACAACAUCUCCAGUGGAGGACCUGCUCCAGAGGGCAUCACAAACAAAAUAUUUGAGAUCAGCAAAACCCUGCAGGAGUAUCACAUCUGCCCAGAGCUGAAAGUGGAUCUGUCCAAGAUCGGCAAACAGACCUUUGAAGUGGACACUUUCAAACCUUUCACAGUGGAGAUUGUGGACUCUGUGGAGGCCUAUGCUGAGAUGCUAAGGGGCAUCUUUGACUUUGCUGCACUGAAGGAUCUUCUCUCUGGAGCCAAUCACAUUAACGUCCGCCUGGAUGCUAUGCACGGAGUGGUUGGUCCUUAUGUGAAGAAGAUAGUCUGUGAAGAGCUGGGUUCUCCUGCCAACUCAGCAGUCAACUGUGUCCCCAAGGAGGACUUCGGGGGCCACCACCCUGACCCCAACUUGACCUAUGCUGCCGACCUGGUCAACACCAUGAAAGGAGGAGAAUAUGAUUUGGGCGCAGCCUUUGAUGGUGAUGGUGACCGUAACAUGGUGCUGGGUAAAAAUGGCUUUUUCGUGAACCCCUCAGACUCAGUGGCUGUCAUUGCUGCCAACAUUACCAGCAUCCCUUACUUCCAGAAGACUGGUGUCAAAGGACUGGCCCGCAGUAUGCCCACAAGUGGAGCCCUUGACAAUGUGGCGAAAGCUCUGCAGAUGCAGCUGUACGAGACUCCCACUGGCUGGAAGUUCUUUGGAAAUCUGAUGGAUGCUGGAAAACUUUCACUGUGUGGAGAGGAGAGCUUCGGCACAGGCUCAGAUCAUAUUCGUGAGAAGGAUGGUUUGUGGGCGGUGCUUGCAUGGUUGUCAAUCUUAGCUACCAGGAAACAGAGCGUGGAAGAGAUCAUGAAGGAUCACUGGCAGAAGUUUGGCAGGAACUUCUUCACCAGGUACGACUAUGAGGAGGUCGAUUCAGACGCGGCCAACAAGAUGAUCAAGGAUCUGGAGACAGCAAUGUUCGACCCAUCCUUCGUAGGGAAGAAGUUCUCAUCAGGUGAUAAGACUUAUGAGGUAGCUGUCUCUGACAACUUUGCCUACACAGACCCUGUGGACGGAAGUGUGUCCAAAAACCAGGGCCUCAGGAUCAUCUUCUCUGAUGGUUCGAGGAUCAUUUUCCGUCUCAGCGGUACAGGCAGCGCGGGAGCAACCAUCAGGCUCUACAUAGACAGCUAUGAGAAGGACCCCCAGAAGAUUUACCAGGACCCACAGGUGAUGCUGGCUCCCCUGGUGGACAUCGCCUUGAAGGUCUCUCAGCUCCAAGAGAAGACUGGACGCACUGGCCCCACUGUGAUCACAUGAGUCCUCUGCCACACUGCCUCCACUCACCCUCAGCAACAGGAUACCUCCGCUCUCUCGGGGGUGAAGCUGCCCUUGAAUGCUGUCUUGGCUUCCUAUCCUGGCCCUCUUAGAAAAACAGAGCUGGACAAAAAAGUGAAACUCAACAUGCAGGUUGAAUACAAGAAAAUACAUGAGGAGCUCUUGAUUUAUCUUACACUGAAAGUGAUCCACUGCCAUUGUCUAGUGUUGGACUAAAAUGAGUGUUAAUAUGCUGUUUUCUUAAAAUAAGGGAGAAAAUCUGCCUUAGGUGUCAGAUCAUUUAUCUUGACACUUCUCGAGAGAAAAACUUAAACGGAGUGUGCCUCAUGUACUUUCUGGAAUCAUGCUUAAUCGUGUUAUUGUCCAGAUCUGUUCCUGAACCAUAUCAUUAAGUGGAGAAACUGACCAUAAAUCAGCAAUAUGGGGCAACCUCACCCCAUGUUUCCCCGACUGAGCUGGUGCCUUCUCCUCCCUGUGUUCUCCAAAAUCACCAAAAUAGUCUCUUAACCUUAACCAUGACCCACAGCUACAGCGUGUGAGAACUAAACAUAUCCACCAUAAAUAAAAUAAUCUCGCAUAAAAGAAG
Molecule: messenger RNA, 2395 nt
Organism: Sander lucioperca (pikeperch)
Lineage: Eukaryota; Metazoa; Chordata; Actinopteri; Perciformes; Percidae
Gene: pgm1
Product: phosphoglucomutase 1
Exons: 11
Coding region: 106-1791 (561 amino acids)
Biological process (GO): carbohydrate metabolic process
Cellular component (GO): cytosol
Molecular function (GO): phosphoglucomutase activity; magnesium ion binding
Source: RefSeq, a predicted model, not a curated record